Molecule: messenger RNA, 1719 nt
Organism: Serpula lacrymans var. lacrymans S7.9
Lineage: Eukaryota; Fungi; Basidiomycota; Agaricomycetes; Boletales; Serpulaceae
Exons: 9
Biological process (GO): N-terminal peptidyl-glycine N-myristoylation
Cellular component (GO): cytoplasm
Molecular function (GO): glycylpeptide N-tetradecanoyltransferase activity
Source: RefSeq, a predicted model, not a curated record
CUAUGGGCGAACACACAUUCUGGGCAACGCAACCCGUCCCACAAAUCGGUGAAGGACCUCAUCACGACGAUGGAUACAUUGAACCUCCAAAAUCAAGGGAAGAAGUACGCCAGGAACCGUAUCCUCUUCCGAAGGAAUUCGAAUGGUCCUUUUUGGAUCUCAACGACUCUAAGCAGAUCAAGGAAGUCUACGACCUCUUAUCUUUGAACUAUGUAGAGGACGAUGACGCCUCAUUCCGUUUCCAGUACAGUGCGGAAUUUCUGGAGUGGGCACUCAAGCCUCCAGGUUAUUACAAGGAAUGGCAUCUUGGCGUUCGUGUAGUCUCUAACAGAAAACUGGUUGCGUUUAUCUCUGGAGUCCCUGUGACAAUACGUGUUCGCGGGAACGUCCUGAGGGCAAGCGAAAUCAAUUACCUCUGUGUUCACAAGAAGCUACGCUCUAAACGUCUGACUCCAGUUCUGAUUAAAGAGGUCACUCGUCAGUGUAACUUGUUGGGGAUCUUCCAAGCAAUUUAUACUGCAGGAGUGGUCGUACCAACACCAAUCUCUGUAUGUCGAUAUUACCAUCGGUCUAUAAACAUCCCAAAACUCGUCGAUGUGCGAUUUACUUACGUCCCUCGUAACAUGACGCUUGCACGGAUGAUCCGAGUAAACAAGCUUCCCUCUGUUCCCCAUAUCAAAGGUUUACGUGAAAUGGAAGAAAAAGAUGUUCCUGAAGUCGCGGAGCUGUUUACAAGGUACAUGCAGAGAUUUGAUAUGGCCCCCGUGAUGACCCUCGAUGAAGUGCGUCACCAGUUCCUAAGUGGGAGGGGUGAGGGAGAGAAAGGGACCGACGACAACCGCCGUCUAGGACAAGUCGUUUGGACUUACGUCGUAGAGAAUCCUCAAACACACAAGAUUACCGACUUCUUCUCGUUCUAUUCUCUUCCGUCCACGAUCAUUAACAAUCAGAAACAUGGUGUCCUCGAAGCUGCCUAUCUGUUUUAUUAUGCAACGGAUGUAGCUUUUGAGGCAUCAUCAGAAGUCGAAGGAGGGUUGAAAAAGAGGCUUGUUGAGCUAACGAGUGAUGCUCUAGUCAUUGCGGACCAGGCCGAAUUCGAUGUCUUCAACGCGCUGACGUUGAUGGACAACAUGAACUUUUUGGAGGACUUGAAGUUCGGCGCUGGAGAUGGGCUACUCAACUUUUAUUUGUUUAACUGGAGAACUGCCCCUCUGGCAGGUGUUAACCCUGAAGGCGGAGUGAGUGCUGGAAAAGGCGUAGGUGUGGUGAUGUUAUAAAAAUAUAAGAUUUUUCUCGAUUCACGCGAUAGUAUACAUUCAACGGAAAGUCUCAAAUGUACUGUACAAUGUAGUUGACCACGGCAAAUAUUCUAUACCUAUUAUCCGUGUUCUUCUAUGUCUCUGCAUAUCAGUCACUAUCGAUGUCAAUCACGUCAUCAUCAUCAACACCCCAGUCUGGAGAAGGACUUCUAGGGGGUGCUGCCUGUGAAGUCUGUCUUCGCUGUGCAGGUACCGGUGCCCCUCCAGCGCCUAACUCAUGUCCACGGAAACUGGGAGGGACAAAUGUUGAGCGCGAGCCCAAAGUUUGGCCGGUGCCCCAUGAAUCUUCCUUCGCUUUACCCUUCUCCGUCUGCUCUUUCUCCUUCCCCUUGCCACUCGAAGUGGCCGAAGAGGUAGGGCGGCCAGUAAGGGUAUUGCCAGGUGAGGCGAAUGAAGAUUG